Messenger RNA from Cynara cardunculus var. scolymus (artichoke), 2363 nucleotides. RefSeq names its product BRASSINOSTEROID INSENSITIVE 1-associated receptor kinase 1-like. NCBI's taxonomy places the organism in Eukaryota, Viridiplantae, Streptophyta, Magnoliopsida, Asterales, Asteraceae. Gene Ontology annotation, molecular function: protein kinase activity; protein binding; ATP binding. Gene Ontology annotation, biological process: protein phosphorylation. The transcript is spliced from 12 exons. The coding region runs from base 285 to 2138 and encodes 617 amino acids. The record is from RefSeq and is a predicted model, not a curated record.
UAUUUCAGGCUCAGAGUUGAAAAAUGUUAUCAACAUAAAGCAAGAUUUAAAAUCUUGAAUCUCUCUCUCUCUCUUCUUUUACAACCAGUUUGUCUUUAUGAGAGAGAAACACAGAAAAAGAGAACCUUUGACUAAUUACUCGACGACUUCCCCCCAUUCACCCUGCUCUCUUCAAUCUCUCUGAUUACAGCAAAACCAACAAAUUUUUUGCUUUGCUCUACAUAUUCAAGAUUUUCUUCAAGUGUUUAGCUUGACCGACCCGAACCGGUGCCUAGUUUUAGGAAAUGGAUCGGCCAGUCUCCCUGAUUUCAGCUUCUGCUCUCGUCUGGUUCAUUUUGGUCUUCAACAUCUUGUCAAACGUCUACGGGAAUGCUGAAGGCGACGCAUUGAAUGCACUAAAGACUCAAUUAGGUGAUCCAAAUAAUGUUCUUCAAAGUUGGGAUGCGACUCUCGUAAAUCCGUGUACUUGGUUUCAUGUUACCUGCAACAACGAUAACAGCGUCACAAGAGUUGAUCUUGGAAACGCGAAUUUGUCGGGUCAACUCGUUCCACAGCUUGGUCAACUCACUAAUUUACAAUAUUUGGAACUUUACAGUAAUAACAUUACUGGAAGAAUUCCUAAUGAGCUUGGGAACUUAACGAACUUGGUGAGCUUGGAUCUUUACCUCAACCGGUUAGAUGGCACCAUUCCAGAUACAUUGGGCAAGCUGCAGAGGCUUCGUUUCCUUCGUCUCAACAACAACACUUUGACGGGUACUAUUCCAGUUUCGUUAACGACUAUAACUUCGUUACAAGUUCUUGAUCUAUCAAACAACCUUCUGAGAGGAGAUGUCCCGGUUAAUGGUUCCUUUUCUCUUUUCACACCUAUCAGUUUUGCCAAUAACCCCGAAUUACGAGCUCCUGCAGUUACUCCUCAAACUCCAUCUCCACCGAGCUCCCAGUCUCCUUCUGUCGCGAACAGUGCCACUGGGGCCAUUGCCGGAGGAGUUGCUGCUGGUGCCGCUCUUCUGUUUGCGGGUCCUGCGAUCGCACUUGCUUGGUGGCGACGAAGAAAACCACAGGAUCAUUUCUUUGAUGUACCCGCUGAAGAGGAUCCCGAAGUUCAUUUAGGGCAAUUAAAGAGGUUUUCUCUUCGCGAACUACAAGUUGCAACCGACAAUUUCAGUAAUAGAAACAUUCUUGGGCGUGGUGGAUUCGGAAAGGUUUACAAAGGACGACUUGCCGAUGGCUCUCUGGUAGCCGUAAAACGGCUAAAAGAGGAGCGUACUCAAGGUGGGGAGAUGCAGUUUCAAACGGAGGUCGAAAUGAUCAGUAUGGCCGUUCAUCGAAAUCUACUUCGGUUGCGGGGAUUUUGCAUGACACCCACUGAGCGAUUGCUAGUUUAUCCAUAUAUGGCCAAUGGCAGCGUUGCAUCAUGCUUAAGAGAGAGACCCGAUGCACAAGAUCCGCUAGAUUGGCCAAUACGGAAGCGGAUUGCAUUGGGAUCCGCAAGAGGUCUUGCGUAUUUGCAUGAUCAUUGUGACCCGAAGAUUAUUCAUCGGGAUGUAAAGGCUGCAAAUAUAUUGUUGGAUGAGGAGUUUGAAGCAGUUGUUGGAGAUUUCGGCUUGGCUAAGCUUAUGGAUUAUAAGGAUACCCAUGUUACGACAGCUGUGCGUGGUACGAUCGGACACAUAGCCCCUGAAUACCUAUCGACCGGGAAAUCUUCGGAAAAAACAGAUGUUUUUGGGUACGGUGUGAUGCUUCUCGAGCUUAUAACUGGACAGCGGGCUUUUGAUCUUGCUCGGCUUGCCAACGAUGAUGAUGUCAUGUUGCUUGAUUGGGUGAAAGGACUUUUGAAGGAAAAGAAGUUGGAGACAUUGGUAGACGGUGACCUGAGAGGUAACUACAUCGACGAGGAGGUGGAACAACUGAUACAAGUAGCGUUGUUGUGCACACAAGGGACUCCGUUGGAACGGCCCAAGAUGUCGGAAGUGGUGAGAAUGCUGGAAGGCGAUGGGCUAGCGGAGAGGUGGGAGGAGUGGCAGAAAGAGGAGAUGUUCCGUCAAGACUUCAACUCGACACAUAAUCCAAAUACUGAUUGGAUUAUUGCUGAUUCGACUUACAACCUUCGUCCCGAUGAAUUAUCUGGCCCGAGAUAAUCCAUUGUAUCGAAACCGAUAUUUAUCAUCAACAUUGUGCAUAUGGAAAUUCUUCUUUGUUGUUAUUGUCACCUACGACUCUUUCCUGUGUGUCUAGAGUUUUGGUCUUUCUUGUGUCUAUAGAUUGGCAGGUGGGAGUAAGAAUUUUCCAACCCCAAAUGCUAUUUUAAGUUUUUGUCAUGUAGUAAGCAAACCAGAUGAACAAAUAAAUACAUUUUCUUGCUG